CAUGCGCUCACUUUACUCUCGCUCUUCUGUUUUGUUCUGGUUUUCUAUUUUCUCCUCUGAUCUCCUUCUCGCCUGAACUCGCCACAAAUUACUUACAUUUUCUAGAAUGGUAUUAUGUCUCGGUUUGGAUCAGUAGCUAACAGAAUCCAGAUUAGAUCCUUCUCUAAAUCAAGUACAAAACACCCACUAGUUCCUCCAUCUUCAUCUUCAAUUCCUUCGGACAAGUUCGCUUUUUUCUUGGACAAUUGCUCAGACGCUUUCUCACUUAGAAAACUCCAUGCUCGUAUUCUUGCUCUGGGCCUCGGCAACCAUAUCUUUCUGGGCUCUAAACUUCUGAAUUGCUAUGCAAAGUUGGACCUUGUGUCAGAAUCUAGAUGGGUUUUCGAUGCAAUUGUCAAUGGAAGUCUCUCUCUUUGGAACUCAAUCCUUGUUGGGUAUUACAGAACUGGUCACUUCCGUGAAGUUGUGAGGCGGUACAUUCAUUUGAGGCAGUGGAACAUUGGGUUGGAUAGUGCAGCCAUUACGUUUGGUUGUAAGAGCUGUAUUGAGUUGAGUAAUUUGGAAUUGGGUAGAGGAAUUCAUGCAGAUGCAUUCAAGUUUGGGUUGAAUGCAAAUGGGUUUGUAGGUUCGUCGCUUAUUGGGUUGUACUGUGGGUGUGAGGAUAUUGGGGAUGCGUAUAAGGUGUUUGAUGAAAUUACUGACCGAGAUGUUGUUGUGUACACUUCGAUUAUUACAGGGUAUGCUCACAUUGGUGAUUUUCUGGCUUAUGAGGCUUUCGAGAUUGCUGGCCGAAUGCAAAGGCAAGGUUUGCAUCCUAAUAGGGUCACCCUGGUGAGCUUACUUCAGGCAGCCUCACAGUUGGGCACACUCAAAAAAGGUCGUUCAGUCCAUGGCUAUGCUAUUAGAAGAGGAAUUGGUGGUUUUGAUGAAGUGUUUGAAACAAGUCUCAUGGACAUGUAUAACAAGUGUGGGGCACCUAAAAUGGCAGCCUGCAUUUUUGGCAAGAUGAAGAAAAAGACAAUUGGUUUGUGGAAUGUGAUGAUUGCAGGUUAUCUGAAAUCCGAGCAGCCGUUGGAAGCUUUCUGCCUUUUCUGUCAAGUCAUGCAAGAAAAAUAUGUUCCAGAUUUGAUAACUUUCUCCAAUGGGAUUUUGUCUUGUGCUCACUUGAGUUAUUUGCGUCAGGGAAAGAGUAUCCAUGGUCACCUAAUUCGAGUUGGUGUUGAACUUGAUCUAGUAGCAACCACUUCUCUGGUCGAUUUGUACUCCAAAUGCCACAAGUUGAUCCAAGCCAGGGCAUUAUUUGAUAGAAUGGAGAAAAAGGAUGCUAUCUUUUACGAUGUGAUGAUGGCUGGUUAUCUGCACAAUUAUUUUGCUAGUGAAGCUAUGGAUAUCUUUCUGGAAAUGGUUGGAGGGGGAGUUAAACCAAACCUAGGUUCCAUUUUGAGUGUACUUUCUGCAACUUCGGAACUGAAAGACAUAAGAAAAGGCAAGUGCAUUCAUGGGUAUGUAAUAAGACAUGGAUUUGAUUUGAAUGUUGAAAUUGCCAAUCAGACCAUCUACAUGUACUCAAAAUGUGGUUAUAUAGUCUGUGCGAGGCAAAUCUUCAACAAGAUAAGAUAUAGAGACUUGGUCUCAUGGACUUCAAUGAUGAUGGGUUAUGUUCAUCAUGGGCAUGCUGAUGAAGCUAUAUUCUUGUUCCGAUUAAAGCAAAGGGAGCAGGUGGAAGAUGAUACAGUCGCGCUGUUAACCUUGCUUCAGGCACUUUGUCAGCUUGGGUGUCUGAAUCUAGUGAAGGAAGUCCACUGUCACUUGUAUAGAGUUAAUAUAGACAAUGAGAUAUCUCUCACCAAUUCUUUGAUUACUGCUUAUUCUAAGUGUGGAAAGUUAAACAUGGCUGCAAAUCUUUUUGAUCAUGCAGUUAAACGGUGUCCUACUUCAUGGAAUGCAAUGAUACUUGCAUAUGGGAUGCAUGGAAAAUGUACGGAGGCCCUCAUGGUAUUUGAACAGAUGAAAAGUGAGAAAGUUGAGCCUGAUGAGGUUACCUUUACAUCACUUCUUACUGCUUGUAGCCAUUCUGGCAUGGUAAAUGAGGGGCUGCGAGUCUUCAAGUCAAUGGUUGAGGAUUUCUCUAUAAUCCCAUGUGAAGAGCAUUAUGGUUGCAUGGUAGAUUUAUUAAGCCGAGCAGGACUACUUGAAGAAGCAUAUAAACUGGUUAAAUCCCUACCAUCAAGGCUUCGUGGUUCUACACUAGGCACCUUGCUUGCAGCUUGUAAGUUACAUGGAAAUACAGAGAUGGGGGAGGAUUUAGGAAGGCGUCUCUUGGAUUUAGAACCCAAGAAUUCUAGUGCUUUUGCCAUGGUUUCAAGUUUAUAUGCAGAAGGUGGAAAGUGGGGUGAAGUAGUCAGAAUAAGAGCCACAGAAAAAGGGAGAGGUUUAAAAAGAACUCCAGGGUAUAGUCUGAUACAGGUAGAUUAACGUAGAAAGUGGGUGAAGUAGUCAGAAUAAGAGCCACAGAAAAGAGAGAGGUUUAAGAAGAACUCCAGGGUAUAGUCUGAUACAGAUGGACUACAUAUAUACUUCACAUAUAAAUCUUAUGGGUGGAAGACAAUCUGGUUGCAACAGGUGAAGUCCUCUCGGAUUCCCUUGCCUAUUUCCAGGCAAAAGGUAUAGAAUCUGAUAAGGCACAAGCAUCUGAAAGACCUUCAAAUUUAGAACAACGCUUGCCAGAGAAGUGAAUGGAAUUUGCCUGAGCAGUUACAGCUAAAGGAUAAAGGGGACAAUCUUAAAAGAUUAAUCAUUUUUAAGCUAGUCUCAGUAUGUUUAUGACAUUUUCUCUUUAAAUGACUGCCAGGGCCUGUGUAGUAUGAUGGAAUGAACUCUCCGGUAACAAAUCUGAUUGCGGUGAAGGCCACAAAUAUACUCAACAUAUGUGCGGUAACACAACUUAUCCAAAUGGUCACAAAUUCGGCAGUGAGUUCAAGUUACAAUGCCGAAUGAUGCCGAUAACCACCACCCGGAUUUAUUGGUUCAUCACUAGAAAUAAUAUAUCACAAGGUGUUUAACUAGAUGUUAGUAUUAGAUAAUAGUCCCCGCUUUAUGUUACGAGUACCAUGUACGUAUAAGUAAGCACCUCUACGUAUGAACAGAUUCCAAGAUCUCCAAGAUCCAGAAACUGAUUGUGGACAGUUAGUCAUUAAAGGACUUCCCUAGUAGCCUUAAGAGAUGGUGAAGAAAUGCUCGCUAGAAUCUACUCAAACUACUUGAGAUAUCAAGCACCAUGGGACGCUGUUCGUAGUAUGUUUGAAAUAUCUGCGGAUACGCCAAUAUAUCCCUUUUUGAAUGAAGGAUAUAUCAUAUAUAGGGAAAAUAUAUUAUCUCCGGCCUCCCGUUUCAGUGAAAUUUCUUCGAUAUCAUCAAAUAUUUAUGAUAUAUCCUAUAUUUGAAAUAUAUCUCGAUAAAAUAAAGAAAUAUAUGUAAAAUCUUACCAGAGAAAAAAAAAUAACU
This is a messenger RNA of Rosa rugosa (rugosa rose), 3504 nucleotides long. Its product is annotated as pentatricopeptide repeat-containing protein At3g16610-like. Bases 115 to 2475 code for a protein of 786 amino acids. Gene Ontology annotation, molecular function: RNA binding; protein binding. Gene Ontology annotation, biological process: RNA modification. The transcript has 4 exons. The record is from RefSeq and is a predicted model, not a curated record. Lineage: Eukaryota; Viridiplantae; Streptophyta; Magnoliopsida; Rosales; Rosaceae.